Molecule: messenger RNA, 312 nt
Organism: Debaryomyces hansenii CBS767
Lineage: Eukaryota; Fungi; Ascomycota; Pichiomycetes; Serinales; Debaryomycetaceae
Gene: TRX1
Product: thioredoxin
Exons: 1
Coding region: 1-312 (103 amino acids)
Molecular function (GO): protein-disulfide reductase activity
Source: RefSeq, a predicted model, not a curated record
AUGGUUGCUGCUAUCACUUCUAAACAAGAAUUUACCGAUGCUUUAUCUCACGAUGGAUUAGUCGUUGUUGACUUUUUCGCUACAUGGUGUGGACCAUGUAAGAUGAUUGCUCCAUUAUUGGACAAGUUCUCAGCCGAAUACAACCAAGCUAAGUUUAUAAAGGUUGACGUUGAUGAAUUUGGUGAAAUUGCUCAAGAAUAUGAAGUCAGUUCUAUGCCAACUGUUAUCUUCUUCAAGGGAGGUGAAGUCGUCAACAAGGUCAUCGGUGCCAACCCAGGUGCUUUGAAGCAAGUCAUUUCGGCCAAUGCUUAA